Messenger RNA from Saprolegnia diclina VS20, 916 nucleotides. RefSeq lists its product as hypothetical. The coding region runs from base 75 to 851 and encodes 258 amino acids. The record is from RefSeq and is a predicted model, not a curated record. NCBI's taxonomy places the organism in Eukaryota, Oomycota, Saprolegniomycetes, Saprolegniales, Saprolegniaceae. The transcript has a single exon.
UGUCAACGAAUCAACUCGUUUGAUUUUUCAUCUCAGACCAUUCUCCCUUUUCCCUCGCCGCGCCCAAGCCGAUCAUGACCACGCACGUGCAACUCGCGACGCCGACGCCGGACCACUCGAGCUCGGACAUCAGUGUCGCUGUCCCGCGUUCGACCCUUGAGGUGUUGCAGUACUACUUUUCCGGUAGUCUGUACUGGAUCGGCGGCUGGUGCUUCUUGGCGGGCUCGAUCCUCUACUACCCGCGCUACUACACCCUCUACGACAUUGAAGGUGAAGGCGCGCUCAUCGGCGCAUGGCUCUUUGUCGUCGGGUGCUUUACGUUCCUCAUCGGCAGUUGCUGGGACGCGUACUGCGCCAAGGGGUGCGAAGGGACCUCGAGCCUCCGGUUUUUCCCGCUCAUCUGCUCGCUGUGGAACGUCGUCGGCUCGGUGCAGUUUGUGAUUGGCGGCUUUUACUUUGUGCCUGUCGUGUACGCCACCGCGCCGUCGGCCGGUUGCCUCCUCUUCAUUACGGGCUGCUCGUGCUUUGAGAUUGCACUCUUGAUUGACAUUGCGCGCAUGUUCCAAGUCGGCUCGAUCCGCGGCCAGGCGUGGUGGUACAUUGCGGCCGUCUUCAACAUCCUCGGCAACAUUUUGUUCAUCGUUGGCAGCUACUACUUUCUCCCCAAGUUCCUCACGGCCACCGACGACUCGGAAGAAGCGCUUGCGAUCGCGACCGACAACUCGGUGUUUGCCAUCAACAACUUUGUCGUUGGCUCGAUUGCUUUCGUGCUCGCGCCCACGGCCCAGCUCAUUGCGCUCUACCUCGAGCCGGCCGUCGUCCCCGAGAGCGCCGACAAGGUGAUCGUCUAAGCCGUUCGCUCGUCCGUAGUGUCAUGUUAAUAUCGCGUUAGAAUAUAUAUAUUGGUCAGCUAGUA